CGCAGUUUCGGAUAGUCGGGGAGGCGUAUUGCUUUCGGGCUCGUGUUGGUGCCUUUCGCCGUGCUUUAGUUCUUUCUCGAUAUUGGAUUGACGCGCAGUGAACAUAGUAUAGGAAGAUGAAUGUUUUUCGGCUCAGUGGGGACUUGUCCCAUCUAUUUGCGAUCAUCAUCCUUCUGGCCAAGAUAUGGACGUCAAAGUCAUGUGCAGGCCUGUCAGGGCGCUCUCAGGCUCUGUUCCUGGUAACUUAUCUAAGUCGCUACUUAGACCUCCUCUCCAACUUUGUCUCUAUCUACAACACCACCAUGAAAAUUUUCUUCAUAGUUGCAUCAGCAGCAACAGUCUACCUAAUAUUUGUGAAGUUUAAAUCCACAUAUGACAGGAACCAUGACAGCCUCAGGGUAGAGCUACUUCUGCUGCCAGCUGCUGCCCUCGCUCUGAUCAUAAACCAUGAAUUAACUGUCAUGGAGGUCUGCUGGACGUUCAGCAUCUACCUGGAGGCGGUCGCCAUCCUGCCGCAACUCUUCAUGAUCUCAAAGACGGGCGAAGCAGAGACCAUCACCAGCCACUACCUGUUUGCACUGGGGGCAUACAGAGGACUGUACAUCCUCAACUGGAUCUACCGGUAUUACUACGAGAACUUCAGCGACCCGAUCGCCAUCGUGGCGGGCGUGGUACAGACGGUGCUGUACGCCGACUUCCUCUACCUUUACGUGACCAAAGAUGACUUUAUAAAGGACGCUGCCACCAUCGAAGCGGCCAAAUUGUUGCCCGAGGAGGAUUUCACGACGGAAAUGGACGAUGACAAGGGCCGUGUGGCGGUGUCGGGGGUGGCUUUCUGAGGGGCAAGCGACUGGUGAUGCCGGUUUGAGUGGCCGCCGAUGCAGAUGCCGAUGCCGCCGCCACUGGAUCUUCGUCCCCUUGCCUGCUCGUUCCACCCUGAUAAAACAUCUUCGAAGUGCCGACGGCGCAGGACGGGUGGUGCUGAUCCAGCGCCGCCCCGCGGGCUCCUGGCGGCGAAUCUCUGUCAGAGGCGGGACUGGCCGAUGUAGUGUUUGCCAGAGGCGGUACGCGCGGUGUGGUCGGCGAUGAGUGACGGCUGCUGCGGUCGCCAGGGCCGGCCAGCGGGUGUCGAUGCGUGACGCGCCGUGUGCGGCGGCCUCACCAGCCCAACCGGCGCGAGUUGUUUACUUUUAUACAGGUGGAGUGACGGCGUUUGCCGUAUUCAGACCAAUGUGAUAGCGCAGGUGACAAUGGUAGGGGCCUGGCCUCGGAAAUGUGAAGCAUUCGCUGUCUGUUCGGCGUGGCUUUGUGUCGGGCGCAGUCUGUUUGGGGGCACGGGAGUGGCUGUUCACUGUUGGCUUGAAGCUGUAAAGUUUAUCGUGGCAUGGUAGCGUUGUGCGGCGGGACGAGGAUUAAAAGCUGUUUACAUAUGU
Molecule: messenger RNA, 1433 nt
Organism: Pollicipes pollicipes
Lineage: Eukaryota; Metazoa; Arthropoda; Thecostraca; Pollicipedomorpha; Pollicipedidae
Product: ER lumen protein-retaining receptor
Exons: 7
Coding region: 117-839 (240 amino acids)
Biological process (GO): protein retention in ER lumen
Cellular component (GO): membrane
Molecular function (GO): ER lumen protein retrieval receptor activity
Source: RefSeq, a predicted model, not a curated record